Rhizoctonia solani is the source of this 735-nucleotide messenger RNA. RefSeq lists its product as uncharacterized. The record is from RefSeq and is a predicted model, not a curated record. The coding region runs from base 1 to 735 and encodes 244 amino acids. The transcript has 4 exons. Lineage: Eukaryota; Fungi; Basidiomycota; Agaricomycetes; Cantharellales; Ceratobasidiaceae.
AUGAGAUUUCCUAGCAUUUCUGUCGCAUUUGCCUUGGCUGCCGGCCUAGUCAGCGCUGCUCCUAUUCGCGUGAUAGUCGUUUCUACGAACCAACGCGUUGCGCCCAUCAGUGCUGCUCCUGCCUGGGCACAGAGCAUCCGCUGGGGCCAUGCCGCAGCCCCUGCCUUCAACUCUCUCCCUCCGCUGCUCCAGCCACACUCGAUCGACGACAAGUCUUGGGUUCGCGUCGAGACACCCGUACGCACCGGUACGAUCCGCAAGGGCGGCUGCCGUGGAGGUAUGCGGGCUAAGACUUUGCAAAUCGGUAACAAGUUGCGUGUCAUCCUUGGUCUACCCCGCAUCGAGCCACACUUCCAUGGAAUGAAGAACAUUCAGGCUACUGAAGUCACAGCCCAGCCGGCCCAUCACCGCCACCACCAUGCCCAUCACCACACGAACGGGGAAACCUUUGUGUAUCGAUUUAGCCAAGCUCUAGCGUCGCUGACUCCAUGGGAAGGACGCGCCGUGAGCUUCGUUUUGGGCUGCGGGCUUGGAGCCAUCAUGCGUAUGUUCUUUGUAUUUGGUGUGCUUCUCGUGCGUUCCAUGCGCUGCCAGCGUCAAGAGCAACCUAUUUCACUUGAGGAGGACGCUAUUAUCUUUGUCGCAGAUGUCAAGGAGCCAGCGGAAGUCGAAACUCUACCAGCCUACGUUGAAAAGACCGAUACUGCUCCGCAAGGCAAUAAUGCAGCCAACUGA